Messenger RNA from Closterium sp. NIES-67, 1490 nucleotides. The record is from the annotation of a GenBank genome assembly. NCBI's taxonomy places the organism in Eukaryota, Viridiplantae, Streptophyta, Zygnematophyceae, Desmidiales, Closteriaceae.
GACGUAUCUGGUUGCGGCGUCGAUGAACGUGAUGACGUAGUUGAAGUCGGCUUCGGUGUCGUCUCGAGGCAUGUUUAGAAUAUCGCUGUAGACUUUUUCCAUCGGAGCGUAAGUGGGUGCGCUUGGAUUGUGAUGGGCUUGGAAAGGUUGAUGAGGAAGAUCUGCUUCGGGGCAUGUGAAACACCGUGCGCGUGGUCGUCGGAGUUCCUGGCCGUUCGUCGUCAGAAGGGCGUUGCGUUCUAACACCUCUGCUUGGAUUGUUUGAAGUAUCGUGCUGUUUGCAGGAUGUCCGAGACGUUGGUGCCAGAUGUCGUCGGGAGCGCGGUGGCCGGGCGAGCGGUGGUAGAUGUCGGCGUUGGAGAAGAACGCGACGACUGAGGCGGGACUUCGACAAGCUUCUCGUGUGGCGGGCAUAAGUUGGUCUGCUUCCGUUGGCGGUCCUCGUGUUGAUGGUGGUGGUACUCGGCUGGGUCCUGCUGCUGAUACUGCAGGUAUGGUGUUGGAGUGCCAGAAGCCGUCACUGUCGAAGUCGGGGUCAAGAUCCGGCGGGUGAGUCCAGGCGGCGAACGAUACGAUGCCAUCGCUGUCGGCAGUUCCGCGGUCGGGGACGAAGUCCAACACGAAGACACCGGACUUCAGGAGGGCACGACCGAUGAAGAGGCCGCCCUUCCCGUGGUUUUCGUUGUUGGCGACGGUGAUGACGACGUCGCGGUUGAGUCGUUUCUCCUGUUGUACGAAGCGUCCCGAGGAGCACAUGUGUUGACCGCAGCAGCUGUCCAAGAACCAGGUGUUUCGCCCGGUGGGUUCGGCGUUGGCGACCGCAGCGUAUGUCGGGUUGACCUGAAGUCCUUGUGAGCGCGGCGGCGGGAAUUCCUCUUCGUCUGAUGUUGAAGAGCGCCUUGGGGAACUUGCUUGAGUGGAAGCAACUUGUGGGUCUGCUGCUCGGUAAACGCGAGGGCGGUUGCAGUUGACUUUGGAGUGUCCGGAAGUCUGGCAGUUGUGGCAGAACGGCGGCACGAUGAUCCAUCUCCUGUUGUUCAGCGUGAAGCUCGGCGCAGAGGUGCAUCUCCGAGAUCCUUCCGUGGGCGCGAAGAAGCGAUCGUGUGGUUCUCCAUUCUGGUCCGAGCCCGGCGAGGACAAGUGUGACGAAGCUUUCUUCAGUGAUCGUUCCUCCGCACCGAAGCAGGCGGUCGCGCAGGGUCUGGCAGCGACUCAUAUACUGCAUCGCCUUUUCCCCGGUCUUCAUCUGUAUUGUUUCGUUGAAUUGAGUUGAGUUGCAGUUUGUUGAUGGAGCGUAGUUGCUGGGAGUUUGAUCUCUGACCAGCUCUCAUACCAUGUUGGGCUGAGAAAAAGCCCUUAGGAUCUUUUGCAGAGACUAAGUCCCAGCUUGUAGAGACUUGAGACUUGGAGUAGUGCAGCGGAAGUUGAGGCAGUUGAACCCUUGUACUAGUAUGUGAGAACAAGUGAUUGAUUAAAGAAACAAGCAUACA